AUGGCAUUUAGUGAAAUAUCCGGCUACCGAGGAGUGUAUGCAAACUUAUACACACCAGCAAUCAUCAUCGGAGGAAUACUUGCUCUGAUUGCAACUGUGCUCUCUCUAUGGCUAAUUUUGCAACAUCUCCGAUCAUACAAUAACCCUGCAGAACAGAAAUGGGUAAUUGGUGUAUUACUUAUGGUCCCUGUUUAUGCCAUUGAAUCUGUGAUAUCCUUGUCAACACCAAAAUUUUCUUUAAUCUGUGAUAUCUUGAGAAACUGCUAUGAAGCAUUCGCCUUAUAUUCUUUUGGAAGCUAUUUGGUUGCUUGCCUAGGUGGCGAAAGGGAAGUUAUAAAAUUGUUAGAGAAUGAGGAAAGGAAAAAUCUUCAUGAGAAAUUGAUCGAGAAAAAAGAGAGAAGAGUAGGUCAUGAGUUCUUUUGCAACCCAAGUGUGCUUGGAGAAGAUCUGUACAUUAUAGUAAAAUUCGGUCUCGUACAAUAUAUGAUCUUGAAGACAUUGUGUGCUUUCUUAUCACUAAUUUUGGAGAUUUUUGGAUUUUAUGGUGUCGGAGAAUUCAAAUGGUAUUACGGGUACCCAUAUAUUACGGUUGUCAUAAACUUCAGCCAAAUGUGGGCAUUGUACUGCCUCGUCCAAUUUUACGAUGUAACACAUCAUAGGUUGCAGCGGAUCAAGCCAUUGGCGAAGUUCAUCAGCUUUAAGGCCAUCGUCUUUGCAACUUGGUGGCAAGGUGUCGGCGUUGCUUUAAUAUGUUAUUUUGGCGUCCUACCGAAAGAAGAGAAGAUCCAAAAUGGGAUUCAAGAGUUUCUUAUUUGCGUAGAAAUGGCUAUCGCAGCUAUUGCCCAUAUUUUCGUCUUCUCUCCUGAACCAUAUCGAUACUUGCCUGUUUCCGAGGAUGGAAAUGUGAUAACAUCCGUGGAUUCAAAAGCCAAGCGAAAGUUGGAGGAGGAUGACGGCGAGGAAAAGCCUGCUAUGGUUGAAGAAACUGAAACUCAUGUCGAAGCUCCUGGAACAAGCAUCACUGAAAGUGUUCAUGAUGUUUUUAUCGGUGGUGGCGAAACUGUAGUUAAGGAUGUGGUGUUAACAAUCUCUCAAGCAAUGGAGCCUGUAGAAAAGGGUGUUAAUAAGAUACAAGAGACCUUCCAUCACAUCACUCUCAGCUCCGAGAAGGAUGAGGAAGAACCAAAUCUCGAGAUUAAAGAGCACGUCAAGGAGAAUAUCAAGGACGGUGUGCCCGAAGUCAUAACAGAGGAAAGGGAGGUUAAAAAGCUUUGAUCUAAUAAUAAUU
Molecule: messenger RNA, 1288 nt
Organism: Dioscorea cayenensis subsp. rotundata (Guinea yam)
Lineage: Eukaryota; Viridiplantae; Streptophyta; Magnoliopsida; Dioscoreales; Dioscoreaceae
Product: protein LAZ1 homolog 2
Exons: 8
Coding region: 1-1275 (424 amino acids)
Biological process (GO): transport
Molecular function (GO): transporter activity
Source: RefSeq, a predicted model, not a curated record